AUGGGAAAACAAUCAAAAAAAAAUCAAGUUCAAAAAUUUUUUGCAGGUCUUUUAGCAAGUUCAAAUGCCAAAAAGAAAACAAAAAACAGCAAAAAAAAAAGAUCUAACAAAAAACCUAAAGUAAAACCUCUGCCUAUGCCUAUCAAAAAAACUAAAGAAAAACUGACUCGUUCUGAAGAUACCAAGAUUUUGGAGAAUCAAGAUUUGAUUCUCAAAAAGACUGAUCAAUUAAUGACUAGAAUGGACCAAAUCGAAAAUCGCUUAAGAGCAUUAACGA
Molecule: messenger RNA, 277 nt
Organism: Dentiscutata erythropus
Lineage: Eukaryota; Fungi; Glomeromycota; Glomeromycetes; Diversisporales; Gigasporaceae
Source: the annotation of a GenBank genome assembly